This is a messenger RNA of Columba livia (rock pigeon), 4327 nucleotides long. RefSeq names its product heat shock protein family A (Hsp70) member 13 (gene HSPA13). Lineage: Eukaryota; Metazoa; Chordata; Aves; Columbiformes; Columbidae. The transcript has 5 exons. Gene Ontology annotation, molecular function: ATP-dependent protein folding chaperone; ATP binding. Gene Ontology annotation, cellular component: cytoplasm; cytosol; plasma membrane. The coding region runs from base 104 to 1522 and encodes 472 amino acids. The record is from RefSeq and is a predicted model, not a curated record.
GGUGUACGUACUACCAGUCCCGGCGUGCCGCGCGGCGCGGCCCGGAAGGCGCAGUCAGCAGUCGGCGUUGGCGGGCGCAGCGAGAGAGAGCCGGCGGGCAGCGAUGACCGGACAGAUGGCGGUGCUGGGUUCGGCUAUUCUGGUUCUCUUGUUAGCUGGCUAUCUAGCACAGCAAUACUUACCAAUGCCUACACCGAAAAUAAUUGGGGUUGACCUUGGCACGACUUACUGCUCUGUUGGUGUCUUUCUUCCUGGAACAGGGGAGGUGAAGGUUAUUUCAGAUGAAAAUGGGCACAACAGCAUACCAAGUAUAGUUUCCUUCACAGACAGAGAUGUGUAUGUAGGAUAUGAUGGCCUAGAACUGGCUGAUUCAAAUCCUCAGAAUACCAUAUAUGAUGCAAAAAGAUUCAUUGGGAAAAUCUUCACUUCAGAAGAACUGAAAAGUGAAAGUAGCAGGUAUCCCUUUAAGAUUUUUGACAACAAUGGAUCAGCUGAAUUUUCUGUGACAACUAAUAAAACCUUUCGCAUCACUCCAGAGCAUAUUGGCUCUCAGCUGCUACUGAAAUUGAAGAGAAUGGCAGAAGGCAACCUUGGUGUGCCCAUUUCAAAGGCAGUCAUCUCUGUGCCAGCAGAGUUUGAUGAAAGACAACGGAAUUCUACCAUUAAGGCAGCUAACCUUGCAGGGCUAGAAAUUUUGCGAGUAAUCAAUGAACCCACAGCUGCAGCUAUGGCUUAUGGACUCCACAAAGCUGAUGUGUUUAAUGUUCUGGUGGUGGAUUUGGGUGGAGGAACUUUGGAUGUGUCUCUGUUGAACAAGCUGGGAGGGAUGUUCCUCACACGAGCCAUGGCAGGUAACAACAAACUUGGAGGACAGGAUUUUAACCAGAGGCUGAUGCUGUAUUUAUAUGAUCAACUCCAUCAAAAGUAUGGUUCUCUGCCAACAAGGAAAGAAGAAAUACAUCACCUCAGACAGGCUGUGGAAGCAGUUAAAUUAAAUCUGACUGUUCAUGAGGCAGCUACACUAAGAGUGUUGUUGACUGUGCCAGUAAGGGAGCUUACAAAAGGACUUCCAGAAAGUGAGGUGAGAACAAACACUCUGCUAAAAGGCAAACCUUCACAAAAAACAAAAGAUCUGCAAAAUCUUGGAGGCUCUUCAAAACUAGAGGACAACUCUGCCCAAGUUGUGUUUGAAACAGAAAUCUCUAGGAAACUAUUUGAGACAUUAAAUGAGGACCUUUUUGAGAAGAUUCUUGUGCCCAUUGAACAGGUGUUGAAGGAAGGCCACCUACACAAAGCAGAAGUGGAUGAAAUUGUACUAGUCGGAGGCUCUACCCGAAUUCCUCGGAUACGCAGAGUCAUUCGGGAUUUCUUUGGAAAGGAACCUAACACCUCUGUAGAUCCUGAUCUAGCAGUUGUAACAGGCGUAGCUAUCCAAGCAGGAAUCGUUGGUGGGUCCUGGCCUCUCCAAGUCAGUGCUAUAGAAAUUCCUAAUAAGCAUUUACAGAAGACUAAUUUUAACUGAGACAAAAGUCUUCCCUAUUGCAUUCCAUCUCUCCAAAAGCAUACUCUAGUGGUGCAUACUUAAGCUGACUGGCAGUGGAGCCUAAUCUUAGCUGUAUUCUAUUCAUUUUUCAUCUGUUCAGUUCAGUGCUACUGGACGCCUGUGUUAAAAACUAAAUGUUACUUUAAAGGUACGAGUGGUUUUUGAAGUUCUAUUCUGUAUUCUAGUUUGGAUGUUGGAUGAAAAUGAUGACACACCCAUGUCUUCUUGCUAAAUUUUAUUAGCAAACUCUGAAAAGGUGUAUGUUUAAAAUUUAAAGGGAGCGUGACCAAAGGUUAGAGAUACUGUGGCAUGGUACUGUAGGAAUUCCCGGGUUCGAUAUAUUUACUUUGAAAGAAUGUGAAGCAGUGUUAAUGCACAUAGCACUAGCAGUAUUGAGCUUAAAUUUAUUUAUUAAAUUCAGUCACUUGAGCAUUUAAGCACCUUUCUAAAAUGCAUGUUGCAGUGUUUUUCUAAAAGACAUGCAUUCAUUUUAUUGUUCUGCUGUUCAUAACAGCAAAAUGGUAUUACUGAAGCUGUAUGGCAAACUGUCUCAUGUUUCAGCCAAACCAUAUUAAGAAACCUAGCUCUUGAUAAUGUGGACUUAUUUAACGUGUCUCUGAGGACUUAUUUCCUGCUCUGGUUUUGCUAGUUCACAUACAGGUGCUGCUGUCCUACCAUUGAUGUUCUCCACAGAAAACAAGGGCAUUUGCCAACUAUUUAUACCUCCCCCUGUGGUAUUUGAAAGCUGCAGUAAUUUUAUGUAUCUUAAAGCCACACUUGUAUAUCUUCCCUUGAAUUUGACCAACAUAAAUGUCAUCGCUGUGCAUCUACAAGUGUGUGUGGUCUUUCCCCUGGAGUACCCCAAGCUAUACUGUUUUCAGAGAGAAAGUGUGGGACAGAGGGAACUGCAUGGAUAAUAUCCAGUUCCUGUAGUCCUAGCAAAUGAUAAUUCACCCAGCUAUUUCCUACUUUUUAGCUCGUGUCUGUGGUUUAAGUUUUAUUAUAUCCCCACUCUAAACCGAACAUAAAUGAGAGAUUGUAGCCCUUUUGAGAAGGACACAGUGUGUGUAGCUCAGGAUUUGAGGUAGCAUUUCUUAGGGCUUUAUUUUAGGCAAAUGGUUUGCUACCCAGCUAUCUGGCAAAUGCAUACAGAGAAAAAACAUUAACUAUCUGGAAAAAAAAAGAAGUGAGAGUUCUGCUCUCUUUGGAGGGUUCAAUCAAUAAUUAAAGUCAGUUGAAUUCUUUCAUCUGUGUAGAACUUUGUACAAUGAAAAGACUUCAUUCAGCUAAGACUGAUUUCAACAUCCAUCAACCCAGUCUUAGGUAAGCUCUAGUAACAGGUGGUUCUAAGCUUUUCUUAUAUGCUCCAGAAUAAUUUUGUUUGUAUUAAGCUUGCCAAGAUAAAGUGUGGGGCUUAGGUUUAUUGUUUAACCUAUGACUAUAUACAAUAGGCUUCUUUUUCUCCUGGCAGUAGGCCUGAUUUAUGGCAUUGCCAUAAAUCAGUUGUGCUGAUUCAGCUGUUUGUAUAGCUGUUGUCUAAACAUAUCUUCGAAGUAAUCUAAUUAAAAACCUCUUAAAUCGAAUCAUAGUGGCACACAGCCAUUCCAUCAGCAUUGUUUAACUUCACAGAGGAUUCCCAAAAUGCUGCUAAGAUCUGUUUAAUUUCCCCAACUUGAAACAAAAGUGAUUUUUUUUUUUUUAAUUUGAGGUUUGUUUUUUUUUUACUUUGGACCUCUUUGAAAUUGAUCCUGUCUAAGUCUGUGUGGAACUUCUAGUAACUAAAACUCCUGCAUUGAAAGAAGUGCCUCUUCAGCAAAACCAUGGAUAAAUGCCAAUACACAGUACAGUUCUCAUACACAGUUGCUAAUUGGGGCCUUUACUUUGCAGCUAUAAAUGUAUGUGCUUAAUUUAACAUAUAUUCCAAUGUCUUUGGAGUCAUUGUGGCCUUUCCUUCUGUCCUGCUGUAAAUUCAUCUCAAAGCCUACUGGAGUUACAGUAGGUCUUUAGUCUUCAUUUUUUAAUGCACUGUGUAAAAUGAGCAGACCUGUAGAAGAAUAGAACCACAUCACAGCGAGGUUAAGCUAUUAAAAGCCUUUUGCAAUUUUGGGACAAGUUAGGUAGUAGUGUGGGAAUAACUUUAAACUGUUAAACUCUCAAUGCAAUAAAUGAAGUACUUUUUUCCUUCAUAUAUGUCUUCACACUGGAGGAAUUAAAUCUCCUUCAGUGUCAGCCUGGGUAAGGGAAGGGUGAGUGGUUUACUUGUUAAAAAAAAAUCACAAAAGGGUAUUUAUUCAGAUUUCUAUACAGAUUUUUUUUUUUUUUUUGAGUAAAGAAGUUACUUUACAUUGGAUAUCUUACAAUGCAUCCUUAUUUAUUAAAUAACUUUUCUGAAUUCUGCUAUCAAAUUAUUUAUUUUGUUUCUUUUGAUUUUAAUACUGUAUUUUGGCACAAACCAUUGAAUUUUAAAGAUGAGUUCACUGUACUAAGUGGAUAUGUCCAGGUACACACAUACACUGUUUACCAAAAGUGUCCCUAAACAAAUUUAUAUUUGAAGGCUGAAAUCUUUCUACAAACAAUCCUUAAAACCUGAGAAUGGUUGCCUGUGGUGUUAGGUGUGUAACAAAUUUAUACAGCUAAAGCUUGUUUUGUGAGUUGAAAUUCUGAAAGAAUAAUAUGUCUUACCAACUGUGUGUUCCUGAAUUGUUUCCAAGUGCAGAUGAUUAAAUGCAUUUUAUAAAUAACCUUUUAGAAUGUUUUUAAUAAAAGCAAUUUCUGUCUGUUGGA